GACUUGUAAGAGACCGUGAUCGAGCUCGGUAGACAGCGCAGCUGCAGGAAUUCCCUGCGGCUCCCAGAGGCAGAGUGUCUGGAGAGCAGCGUCCUAGCCCGCAGCCAGCAGCCAGCAUCAUGCCAGCUUUGUCGACGGGAUCCGGCAGUGACAUAGGUCUGUACGAGCUGUUGGCUGCGCUGCCAGCCCAGCUGCAGCCACAUGUGGACAGCCAGGAAGACCUGACCUUCCUCUGGGAUGUGUUUGGUGAAAAAAGCCUGCAUUCACUGGUAAAGAUUCAUGAAAAGCUGCACUACUACGAGAAGCAGAGCCCCGUGCCCAUCCUCCAUGGCGCGGCAGCCUUGGCCGAUGAACUGGCUGAAGAGCUUCAGAGCAAGCCCUUAAGCAGUGAGAUCAGAGAGCUGUUGAAACUACUGUCAAAACCCAACGUGAAGGCUUUGCUCUCUGUACAUGAUACAGUGGCUCAGAAGAAUUACGAUCCUGUCCUGCCCCCGAUGCCCGAAGAGAUUGACGAGGAGGAAGACUCAGUGAAAAUCAUCCGACUGGUUAAAAACAGAGAACCACUGGGAGCUACUAUCAAGAAGGACGAGCACACUGGGGCAAUCGUGGUGGCGAGAAUCAUGAGAGGAGGAGCUGCUGAUAGAAGUGGUCUUAUUCACGUUGGUGAUGAACUUAGAGAAGUGAAUGGGAUACCAGUUGAGGAUAAAAGGCCUGAGGAAAUAAUACAGAUUUUGGCUCAGUCUCAGGGAGCAAUUACAUUUAAGAUUAUUCCCAGCAUCAAAGAGGAGACACCUUCUAAAGAAGGAAAGAUGUUUAUCAAAGCCCUUUUUGACUAUGAUCCUAAUGAGGAUAAGGCCAUUCCAUGUAAGGAAGCCGGGCUUUCUUUCAAAAAGGGAGAUAUUCUUCAGAUUAUGAGCCAAGAUGAUGCAACGUGGUGGCAAGCGAAGCUCGAAGGAGAUGCCAACCCCAGAGCAGGCUUGAUUCCCUCGAAGCAUUUCCAGGAAAGGAGACUGGCUCUCAGACGACCAGAAAUAGUAGUUCAGCCCCUGAAAGUGUCCAACAGGAAAUCAUCUGGUUUUAGAAGAAGUUUCCGUCUUAGUAGGAAAGAUAAGAAAACAAAUAAAUCUAUGUACGAAUGCAAGAAGAGCGAUCAGUACGAUACAGCGGACGUGCCCACCUACGAAGAAGUGACCCCGUAUCGGCGACAGACGAACGAGAAGUACAGACUUGUGGUCUUAGUCGGUCCUGUAGGAGUAGGGCUGAAUGAACUGAAACGGAAGCUGCUGAUCAGUGACACCCAGCACUACGGCGUGACCGUGCCCCAUACUACCAGAGCAAGAAGAAGCCAGGAAAGUGAUGGCGUUGAGUAUAUUUUCAUUUCCAAGCAUUUGUUUGAGACAGAUGUACAGAACAACAAGUUUAUUGAAUACGGGGAAUACAAGAACAACUAUUAUGGCACGAGUAUAGACUCCGUCCGGUCUGUCCUAGCCAAAAACAAAGUUUGUUUGUUGGAUGUUCAGCCUCAUACAGUGAAGCAUUUAAGGACACUAGAAUUUAAGCCCUUUGUGAUAUUUAUAAAGCCUCCCUCAAUAGAACGUUUGAGAGAGACAAGAAAAAAUGCGAAGAUCAUUUCAAGCAGAGAUGACCAAGGUGCUGCGAAACCCUUCACGGAAGAAGACUUUCAAGAAAUGAUUAAAUCUGCACAGAUGAUGGAGAAUCAGUACGGUCAUCUUUUCGACAAAAUUAUAAUAAACGACGAUCUCACUGUAGCAUUCAAUGAGCUGAAAACAACUUUCGACAAGUUAGAGACCGAUACCCAUUGGGUACCAGUGAGUUGGUUGCAUUCAUAACUAAGAGGAAGUUACGUAGUUAUCUUUUUGUAUAGAGUGCAUGGCUCAGUCAGUUACCAUUUGGGUGGGAGGGUUUUCAAAUCUGUAUCAGUAUCCUGGAGUCCAAUCUUGGUUGACAUCAAAUGCCGGUUUUGUUUGUAUCUUUUUACAGCCUUAUUUGAAACACAGUGCAGAACACCCGCAAUCAAAAUUUACACAGUCCUGUCUUCUGAGCAAAAUGCUGAACCUUCUGGGUGUCUUUAAUGUAGUUCUAGCUCCAAGAUGAGAUUGAGUUUUUUUGGUUGGUUGGUUUUUGAGAGUUUUUUGCCUUAGGGCACAUGCACUCACCCAAAGAAAGAGUUGAAGACUGUGGGAGGGAAA
Tupaia belangeri chinensis (Chinese tree shrew) is the source of this 2210-nucleotide messenger RNA. RefSeq names its product MAGUK p55 scaffold protein 7 (gene MPP7). Bases 120 to 1850 code for a protein of 576 amino acids. Gene Ontology annotation, molecular function: protein binding. The transcript is spliced from 16 exons. The record is from RefSeq and is a predicted model, not a curated record. NCBI's taxonomy places the organism in Eukaryota, Metazoa, Chordata, Mammalia, Scandentia, Tupaiidae.